CACACGCUCUCACUCCACUGAGUGCAACUACAAGGUAAACAGCUGAGAUCCGAGCUAAAGACAGAUUACAAACUACAAACUUAAGUCCAACUCGGGACUGAUAAGAGCUCGUCGCCUUUUGGUGAAAGUGCCAAAACAACCGUGCGUAAUUACGCAUAAGAUAAAAAAAACAAUGAGUGCCACAACUGCAAUGGAAGUGAACGCCGAAGCCAGACGGAUCUUGGCCGUGUCGAUAAGCAAGCUGUACGCCUCAAGGACCCAGAGAGGCGGACUGAGACUCCACCGGAGCCUCCUGCUCUCCCUGGUCAUGAGGUCUGCCCGGGACAUCUAUCACUCCUCCCGGGAAAGCGAAGAGCUGAGCAUGGCGCAACCGGCUCCAGUUGAACCGAUGGACACCAGCUCCUCCACCACGGGUGAAGCAGCCGGGCAGCCCGAGCCACAACCUGAGCCCACACCGGCUCUGAACUCAGCCGAUCUGGCCCCAGAAGAGCCGCACAAAGAGGAGGAGGAAGACGAAGGGUGUGAUAGUGAACUCAUAGAGGACAAAGAAAACAUGAGCCCGACAAGGCAGUCCAGGAAACGCCGGGGCAAGGCGUCGGCGGCGCCUGACUUCCUUCCCAGCAAGAGGGCGAGGCUGGAGCCCGGGGAGGAGAGGUAUGCGGCCCCGCUGGGCAGCUGUCGCGUCGGGGCAGGAGAGUCCCUGACCGCUUUGUCUCUAAAUCGGGUUAUACCUGCCUUCUGAACAGAUGGAGGGUGAAAAUAACCUCCAGUGCGACUUUGGAGCGGAGUGAUUUUCAACUCCUCGUUAACCUUUUGAGGACGGUUUGAUCCCUUUUGCGCACCGAGGAGCUGACCUACAUUUGGCAGCCCAGGACAGAGGGAUUACCGGGGCCAUGGUGAGACCUCUCCAGGUUCAUCUGAGUGCGCCUGCCGGGCUGGAAAAGCCCCAAAAACAGAGAUCAGCAAGCAGAGAAGGAGAAAAGAAAAAAAAACUGAGAGCCAGAAGCCAACGAAAGAAAGAAGAAGAGCUUCAGGCCAGAAAGUUUUAAGGAAGAAACUGAAGGGGGGGGGGAAUGCUUGUGUU
Molecule: messenger RNA, 1084 nt
Organism: Scomber japonicus (chub mackerel)
Lineage: Eukaryota; Metazoa; Chordata; Actinopteri; Scombriformes; Scombridae
Gene: ier2b
Product: immediate early response 2b
Exons: 1
Coding region: 173-742 (189 amino acids)
Source: RefSeq, a predicted model, not a curated record